Molecule: messenger RNA, 3002 nt
Organism: Penaeus vannamei (Pacific white shrimp)
Lineage: Eukaryota; Metazoa; Arthropoda; Malacostraca; Decapoda; Penaeidae
Source: RefSeq, a predicted model, not a curated record
CCUCAAACAUCCUUUGCUUGAGUGAUCAAGUCGCAUCCACACCUUCUGGUGUCGCCCAGUCUCGUUUUCUCUUCUCUAAGAGUAAUCACUUAAAGGAACGUGACCAACUGCAGGCGAGGGAUCUACAACCGGUGGUUCUCUACUACGUUCAGGACGCAGAAAUGGGAUGGUUAGAUCCUACAGAUUCACAACUAGUACAAGAUGAUCAGGAUGCAGAAACAAGAUGUUCAGAUCCUCAGAAGAACUCUUAUUUUCAAUGCCCGCGGCAGAACAUGCCUCUACAGGAACCUGGACUUGGAUCUGACCAACAACAUUCAACAAAUAACCAGGCUUCUCUUGUUGAUCUUCAAAGUAUCAUUGGCUGUCAUGGCGGUACAACAGAGCAUGCUGAGAAUGCUGCUGAUCCUUCAGCUAAUCAAUCAAAUCAGCGUUAUGCCUUCGAAAUAUACGAUGCACGAAAAAGGCAAAUUCCUCAAGUCUCAGGCUCACAAUUUGUUAAUGAAAAUUGCAAUUCAAAGCCAUUCACACAUAGCCAUCCGAAUUCUAAUAGUAGUUGUGAUCAAGUAUCUAUGCAAGAGCCUGCACCACGGCCCAAAGAUCUAGCGGACAGUUGCGUAUAUUUAUUUAACGAAUCAGACCGACACCUUGUACCACAGCCCGAACAGCUAGCAUAUACGUAUCUAUAUAUAAAGGAGAAUGGAUGUUUGGUCUGGAUUGGUACAAUUAAAGUCGACAGUGAGGGAGAUGUUUUUAUGGAGCCUGAAAUAUAUGGCGAAUCACUUAGAUAUCUGUAUAUAAAGAAGAAUGGACGUCUGGUCUAUAUUGGUAAACUUCUAUUGGGCAAUGGGAGUGACGCUUCUACAGAGUUUGAAGUAUGCAGCGAAUCAGGCCAACACAUAAAUAGUAAUGCACACAGCCUUGUACCACAACCUGAAGAACAGAUAUCACUUACAGAUCUUUAUAUACAGAAGAAUGAUUGUCCGGUCUGCAUUGGUAAAAUAUUAGUGGGCAAUGGAAUAGACGUUUCUACAGAGUCUGAAGUAUGCAGUGAAUCAGGCCAACAUAUAUAUAGUAAUGCACACAGCCUUGUACCACAACCUGAAGAACAGCAAUCACUUACAGAUCUUUAUAUACAAAAGAAUGGAUGUCCGCUCUGGAUUGGUACAGUAGUAGUGGACAAUGGGGGAGACAUUUCUACAGAAUCUGAAUUAUGCAGCCAAUCAGGCCAACACCUUACUAGUAGGGAUGCACAGAGCAUUAAUCUACAACCUGAAGGACAGCAAAGAUACGAAAUUACAUAUUCACUACCAGACGGAUACCUGGUCUCAAGUGGUAGAGAUAAUUCAGACAACCAGGUACACUUAAGUAUGGAAUCUGAAAUAAGUGGUACCUCUAAUUUGGAAGAAAAACUAUGGGUUAAGCUUAAGAAACCCCGUGAAAGUCUUCAACAAUUCUUGUGUAAGAACUGGCAAGAAAUGAUAAGACAUUUGCCAGUUCCUAAACCAAAGAAGGAAAACAGAUAUGACUGGCAGAAAAAGGAACCUGAGGAUCCAGAGGAAAAAAUUAAAUGGAAGAACGCUAUUAAGCAAAAGUAUUGGCGUGUUAUGCGUGCGCCAGUCAAUAUUUUUACCAAUGUUAAGCAAGAGCCGGUCAAAAUUCCAACCACUGUAAAGGAAGGCAAAGAAUGGCAGCAAAUAUUUAUAGCCAGAUGUAAACAAACUUAUUGACCAACAUCUGUCAGACCAAGCCUCAAUGAUCUUUUAAGUUGAUGGACCAAGAAACGACAAAACAGCAGAAGGCAUUGCAUCCCAGAUCUGUUACAAAGCCUUCAGAUGGAAACCUCAUACAACACUUAGCAAACAUGCUGUGAAUUGAUCAUUGAGAACAGUAUACAGUAGAUGGAACACGUGUUCAAACCAAUUCCAAGAGAAUACAUUUACUAAGUGUUUUGUUACUUUAAACUUUAAUCUGUAUCAUUUUCAUGCAGAGAAAACAUGUAUAUCAAAAUUCGCAAUAUGAAAAGCUUUUUUUUUAUGAUAUUGUUUUCAUUGGAUUUAGGUGUUAGAACAAAUCUCAAACUAUUCUAUUCCUUUGGAUCAAUUGUAGAUCAGCUCUUGGACCACUGGUGUUCUUAACCAUGAUUGUGAACAUUAUUGCAGAUAUUAAACACUCACAUUUUUAGCUGAUACCAUUAACAUUAGUAGAGGAUAAAGACAAACUAAGAAAGGAUAUACAUGCCAUUUAUGUAUGGACAACUGAAAAUUCUAUGAAUAUAAGAUGCUGAUAAAUUCGAACGUUUAAGAUUAGUCUAACUGGAAGCUCAAGGCCAACUUUAUACUCUGUCAGCAGAAUAGAAGAAAAGGCCUGUUCAUAACUAAUGAUAAGAGCUUCAGUCACCACAUUGAGCUGUCAGUCAAUAAAGGAAAAGAACUGAUGUAGGGAUGAGGACUUUUAAAAAAGAAAUCCAAAAUAUUUGCUGUCACUAGGGAAAACACCAGUGGUGCCAAGAUUGGAAUAUCAAAGAAAGAUACUUUAUUGUAUAUAUAUGAAAGAUCACUGAGCAACUGGCACCAAAUCCAAGAGAAGUAUGAAUUAGUAUAAUUCCAUUCGUUACAAUGGUGAUUCUUGGAGUGACCGGCUGUAUCUGUACUUUGCUUCUAAAUUGGCCUCUUUCUGCUCAAACUUCACAAUUUAUGUUUUAUGGAACCUGCCUUUUUUAUUAAUUGGCCAAGACUGUUUGGCCCCAGAAAUGAGUCAUGAACAUAAUGUAGGUAACCAUUGUCUGAUUAUAAUUCGUAAUGUAAGUCGAUUAUACAGAUAUUUUAUUUUUCAUAAAUAUUUUUCUUGUUAGGGUGAGCUCCUCUUAAAAACUUAUGAUACCCUCUUAUACCAAAAGGUGUCUUAUGUAGUUACAAGAUUAAAUACUGAACACUUAUCAUUACUAUGUACAUUGUCUGUUUUAUUUUGUAUUAUGUUCAAACAAUAAAGAGAAUAUGACUUUU